Messenger RNA from Pseudo-nitzschia multistriata, 1675 nucleotides. NCBI's taxonomy places the organism in Eukaryota, Bacillariophyta, Bacillariophyceae, Bacillariales, Bacillariaceae. The record is from the annotation of a GenBank genome assembly.
CAUCCAGAAAGUAUUAUUGGGAGGAACGAGAAGACACAAAAGCAACUUUGUCUCACAGAAAAGUCACUUUACAUCUCUACCUACUUUGUCGCAAACAAGUACUGUCUGAAAGCCAUGAAGCUCACUCAAUCUUUAGCAUUUUUCGCCGUUGUUUGGACAGGUGCAAACGCCUUCCAACCAGCAACUCGUGCUGCGGGAUCUUUGACAGAGCUCGCCGCUACCAAGAAUCCCAUGGAGAAAAUCCUUCGAAAUCUGGCUAACAACUUCGAACCUCUCCAUGGACAUGGCAGCCUAGAAGAUGAUCUCGACGAGCAGUGGGAAGCACAACAGGAGCUUUUGAAGGAACGUAGACGAAAGAACAUCGAUAAGGAGCAUCUAAAGCAAAAGUACAAGAAUCCCGAGGCACGCAAAACCUUCGAUUUGAAUGUCGGUCUAACAGAUGAUAACAAGAAGAAACCGUUCUGGAACAAGAAGAUUUCUCCUUGAGACACAUUUGCUGGCAGUGGACUAUCACGGUGACUCAGGUGAAAGUACUCCUUUACUCUUUUCAAGCACAGACGCCUGCAUUCCGCUCAGUCAUACUCUCACAAUACCCUAAGACAUAUCAUUAACAACAGAAAAAGAAUUCAAUCCUUUACUUCAACUACUUCCUUCGUUAGAAAAUGAUUGAACCAUGUCUCAACCCACGAUCGAUACCAUUAGCUUAGAACUAGAGAAAAUUACAAGCUUUUUAUGAAGAAUCACUCAGGAAAACUGGAUACGAUCCAUUCAUCAGCAUGCCGCAGACCUGAAUGGUUCUUUCAAAAUAAACCAUGAUAGUAAAGUGCAUCGUAAUGUCGCUUUGGAAUUGCGAGUAAUCAAUGAAAGAUGUGGUCACGAUUCUAAUAGAUGUGGAGGAAUCGAAACUUGUGACCACUGGUCUACUCUCGAAAAUAGCUGUCCGUGGUAAAAUGCUGAACAAUGGAUUCUCUCAAAAGAAAACGGUUAUAGCUUUCAUUCAAAUUAAUUAUUUUUCGCUUCGCAAAAUCAAGCAUCCGUUGUCAGUAGGCGAGCGCGCUCCUCUGAUUCGAGAAGCCAUUGGUCCUUCGUCGACAUACUCGACUUGUGGUGUUCAACAGUCUUGAAGAAAGUAUCCUUAUCCAAGACUGCACCCUCUGUACCAUAGGCUGCAGCCUGCCAUGCAAUUGCUAGUUUUGAGAUCGAUCGACCCGAGAAACCAUCUGUCAUUUUCACUGCCUUUUCAAUCUCUGCUGGUCCAAUACCGUCCGUGACAACCGUCUUCGCAUAUCCAGGAGGUUUGAUUAAAUAUUUAUCAAUGUACAUUGCAAUCAUUUCUCUCCUUUCUUCGAUUCCUGGUAGAUCGAAUUCGACCAUUUCGUCCACACGAUCUAACAAGGCUGGAUCGAACUGGUUCGGUUGAUUACUGGCGUACACCAUCAUGAAUUGAUUUGAUUCAGUUCCGGUUCGGAACAAAAAUGCGUUCAAAGCGUUGCGCUGAUCCUCACUAAUUUUUGUCGUCUCACGAUUCUGCAAAAAUGCAUCUGCUUCAUCAAUAAACAAAAGAAGACCCUUCCGGCUGGUUUUAGCCCAAUCAAAGAGCUUAUGCAACUCCGUCACGGCAUCGCGUCCCAAGGGAGCAAUGUCACCACCCGUCAAGAUAGCAAAGUCCAAUCCC